AUGGCGAAAUUCAUCACCCAUGAGUGCCUCGCAAAGGAUGUCCUGAACACUGCUUUCUCGAGCGGGGUGAGCGGGCUGGAGCACUGGAAGGACCAUCUCAGGAAUGAAGGAGAUGGCAAGCUCGCUUUGCUUUUCGUGGACAGGAUCAAGCAGGACUAUGAUUCCUCUCAGCCUGCUAUGCGGAAGGCUGUGUCGUACACCAUCGGCUUGCAGAAGCACCAGGCUUGCGGAGCUUUUCUCCACUUUUUGAGGAUGUUUGAGAGGUUGGCGCCUCCUGCCGACUACGACCGAGCGUAUGUGGAGCUCCACAAGAUGUUUCUGCGUGGCCUGCUUGAUGCUGACCUUCAGCAUGUUUUGACUACUUCCUUCCCACCCGGCGACCUCUCUGCCAUUGCCGCUUUCAGGCCAUACGUUGCAAAAGUGGAGCAGGCCGCUCGCAUUGCCAAGGAGCAGGAGGAUUUGAAGCUGGCGUCGGAUCUCCGCGCAGCAGAUGGCAAGCAGGUGAUUGCAAAGAUUGAGAAUGACCUGCGGCUGCUUCAGGAUCUCAUCCCCGAUGACUUGUCACAAGCGCAGAGCACGGCCAAGGAUUUGAAAUAUUUGCGAGAUCGACAAGAGAAGGGGCGACUGCAUGUUGAGAAGUACCUGGGUGAGCGUGCUUGCCUCGUGGAGCAAACUGACACUUACGAGAGUCAGCAUGCGUUGGGAGAUUUCUUGAAGUUCAAAGAGCAGUUUCGUGGGAUCUCUGGGCAGCAGUACCUCAUUGUCUCGCUUGACGCGACUGUUUGGCCGGCGAACAGCAACUAUUUGGCCGAUGCUGUGAGCAACCUGUCCUCUGUCCUGGCUUUGUCCUCCACACAUGUUGGCAUCGUGCAGUACCCUGUUUAUCAGAGCCAGACCAACCAAAUGACUUUGGUGAAGCACCGGCACACUCUCGACAAUCUUUUGCUGAAAGCAGGUUUGACUGCGUAUCACCCAUUGCUGUUUCUCUAUGACAAACCUGAUUCUACGGCUCGCGAUGGACGGCCAAUGUCCCAAAUGGCGAUGGGUGUCUUUCACGGCAACUUCGACAGCUGCGCCUUCAUGGACUCCAGCGCCAUCAAACUUGGGAAAUUAGGGCCGGUGCCGUUGAUUCGCAUUGCUGACUUGCUGGGCUUCGAUGAGGUGCGUAGACCAGGUGCUUCAGCAAGGGUGGAGCAGAAAGGCAUUCCUUGCCAUGAUCAAAUUGUGGAUGGCCUCCUCCAGAACAUGCCCAUUGGAGCAGGGGACCGUGUGCUGUUUCUGGAUUUGUUGCCUAACCGGCAAGUGGAGUUUGGACGAGCAUUGACAGAGCGUUCUUUGGCUGGUCAGAAGACUGAUGUUCGGUACUUUGGGCUGGUUCCAUCGGAGAACUUCAAAGAUGCUUCGAAUGCUAUCAGAGACAUGAUCUACCGGGCUUGGGAUUCUUCCGCAGAAGCUCCACCGAAGCAGCGGCCAGAUUCCGAUGUUUCUUCUGACCGAGCCGCGCCCAACUUGCAAAUAUUAGCUUGGCAGAACGGUCAGCCGGUCUUCCCGGAACCAUUGAUGAACCGCUUUGGAGAGGAGACGGUGGAGUUUCAGGAGGUGAAGAAGUUGCAGAGCAGGUUCUUGGACAUGUUUCCAGCUACAGAGGCUGUAGCCCCUGGCCCUGUCGUGCCUGGACGGGCCAGUGGCAUGUGCGAUUUCUCGAUUGAUGGCAACCUUGAGCCCCUUGAUAUCGACCGUAAUGUUGAGCUGGUAAUGGUGGCGAACGAUCAGUUCGAAGAGCCAAGGCGGGCAACGUGUGCUAUGACCAGGAAGAAGCCAGCCAUUGUCAUUUGCGAGGACUUUUCCCUUUGGUUGGGGAACACGUCAGAUUCGGAUUCUGUGGUGGAGCCUGGGGAGCUGCUGGGAUUCGGGACUGGUGAUCCAAGUGCUGAAAAGGAUGUCUUGCCGUGGCGACUGUCAAGUGACCUUUCUUUGGUCAGCUCUGACCGAACAUGGUACCCUGUGUGCAAAUUCUUGCGGAAGCUUGCCACCGAACAGGGCAUUGGCGAGUUGGAGAUUGAGGACCACCAGCUGGAACCCAGAUAUCAUGCAGCAGUCGACGGGGCCGAUCCUGUUCCAGUCACCUUCCGGUAUGCCAUCACUCCGCUGAGAUCGAAGGCCACUCAUGUCUACAAGCCCAACGGGUUGAGUGAAGGACGUGAUCAGAUUGCGUCCACCAUGAUCGGAGCAGUUUUUGCAGGCAACUUUGACAAACUCGUGAAGAACAAAAUUUGUUCAGUGGUGUGGGAGGUGCAGUUCACCUCAUCGCCGCCAAAGAUCCAGAUUUCCAAGCCCAAGCUGUACAUGACUGCCCGCAUCCAUUUGCCGAGCAAGUCUUGGUGCUGUAUCAGCAAGUGA
Messenger RNA from Cladocopium goreaui, 2400 nucleotides. Lineage: Eukaryota; Dinophyceae; Suessiales; Symbiodiniaceae. The record is from the annotation of a GenBank genome assembly.